This is a messenger RNA of Diospyros lotus (date-plum), 1569 nucleotides long. RefSeq names its product pentatricopeptide repeat-containing protein At4g26680, mitochondrial-like. The coding region runs from base 1 to 1569 and encodes 522 amino acids. Lineage: Eukaryota; Viridiplantae; Streptophyta; Magnoliopsida; Ericales; Ebenaceae. Gene Ontology annotation, molecular function: protein binding. The record is from RefSeq and is a predicted model, not a curated record. The transcript has a single exon.
AUGAACUAUCACAGGGUAUUUCGUCGGUUUUCAACGUUGAUUGAUUCGCCUAAGAAAGACACCAUCCCCAGGAAAUUAAAGGAUAGGAAUCGAAACCCAAUUCCAUUGCCCCAUAGAACAGUUAUUGAACCCAGAGGGCAAGAUCUUGAUUAUGUGACUGUUGCUCACAGCCACCUCAUACACUCUGAUUGGCCUAAGCUCGGCAAAUUAGUCCCAGGUCUGAGUCCCUUUAGAGUUCAGCACAUUCUGUUGAAGGUCCAGAAAGAUUAUGUUCUUUCACUCGAAUUCUUCGACUGGGUUCAGCUCCAAAAACCGAAAUUCCAUACCCUGGAAACAUAUUCCAUAAUUCUUCAUAUCCUUACCAAGAAUCGGAAAUUUAAGUCUGCAGAGUCUAUUUUGAGGAACAUUCUGAAAUCUGAUGAGAUAGAUAUUCCUUCUAAGCUGUUUGAGGCCAUCCUUAACUCUUACAGAGUAUGCGAUUCUUCCCCGCGUGUUUUUGACACUCUGUUCAAGACCUGUGCACAUAUGAAGAAGUUCAGGAAUGCCACUGAUACAUUCUGUUGGAUGAAGGAGUAUGGAUUUCACCCGACCGUUGAGUCUUGCAAUGCGUUUUUUAGUUCCUUGAUAAGUUUGAAUCGGGCAGAUAUUGCAGUGGCGUUUUAUAAGGAAAUGCAGCGGUCUUGGAUUUCGCCAAAUAUUUACACUUUGAAUAUGUUCAUUGGUGCUCUGUGUAAAUUGGGAAAGCUGGAAAAGGCUGUUGAGGUGUUUGGAAAGAUGGAGGGUAUGGGUUGUGCCCCGACAGUUGUAUCAUAUAAUUCAUUGAUUGCUGGUCACUGUAACCUGGACCUUCUGAAUACUGCUAUGAAGCUGAAGAAUUUGAUGCAGAAGAGUGGUUUAAGCCCCAAUGAUGUUACUUUUAAUACACUCAUCCAUGGAUUCUGCAAGGAAGGGAAAUUACAUGAAGCAACUAAACUUUUUAAUGAGAUGAAGGGCAUGAAUGUAUCUCCUAAUACCAUAACCUAUAAUACAUUGAUAAAUGGUUACAGCCAGGUGGGUAAUAUUGAGAUGGGCAGAUGGCUUUGCGAGGAAAUGUCAAGAAAGGGAAUCAGAGCUGAUAUCUUGACUUAUAAUGCAUUGAUUUUUGGACUAUGCAAGGAAGGGAAGACAAAGAAAGCUGCAUACCUGGUUAAAGAGCUUGACAGCAAAAAAUUAACCCCAAACUCCUCAACUUUUUCAGCCCUUAUUGUCGGGCAGUGUGUCAAGAAGAAUUCUGAGCAUGCCUUUCAACUAUACAAGAGUAUGGUAAAGUGUGGUUGUCAGCCAAAUGAACAAACUUUCAACAUGUUGCUCUCUACCUUCUGCAAGAAUGAGGAUUUUGAUGGAGGAGGUCAAGUCUUGCUGGAUAUGUUAGAAAGGUCAAUGAUUCCUGAUUUGACAAUGUUAUCAGAGCUGUGCCAUGGACUUAGCCAAUGUGGAAAGGACAAAUUGGUUGCAAGGUUGUGCAAAGAGAUGGAAGCUAGACACCUCUUGCCAGAGGGUUUUGAGAAAACUAAUAGUAGUAUCACUUGA